CCCAAGAUUAUACUAGAGCAAAAGCCACUCCCAUCCUUGGGCUCUCUUUCUCUCUUCUCUAGCGAAACGGGCCGACCGAAACUGCCGGGAUGGGAGCGGAGGCUAACGCCGCGGAGCAGACUCCAGCGCCUCAGACGACGCCCGAGAACGUCGAGGCCUUGCUUGAGGCAGCCAGAUAUGAUGACAUUGAUGAUGUUAAAAGCUUAGCUUCUUCUGGAGUUUCUCUUGAUUCCAAGGAUUCGCAGGGCCGAACAGCACUUCAUAUGGCUUCAGCGAAUGGGCAUAUUGAGAUUGUCGACUAUCUUAUUGGAAAUGGAGUGGAUGUUAAUGCUUCAAAUAUAGAGAAGAACACGGCUCUUCACUGGGCUUGCCUCAACGGCCACAUUGAGGUGGUUAAGAAAUUGGUUUUAGCAGGGGCAAGCGUAUCAGUUCUAAACAGCCAUGAGCGGACACCAAUGGACGAAGCAGUGAGUAACGGGAAGCUGGACAUCGUUGAUGCGAUUAACACUGCAGUGGCACAAGUUGAACUUAGCAGCACGAGGGUUUCCUGAUAUGGGUCGGUAGUACUUCAAAAGAAAAGAUGGUAAACUUUGAAGUGUAGUUUUAUAAAUCUUUUUAUCUCCUUUUGCAUAUUACAAGCAUUAGUUCAAAAUCUCUGCUGAGUUAAUAUUUAUAGUAGACAAAGUCAUGUUGGUAAUACAACUCUGCAUUUAAAAUCAAUGACAGGCUGCCAAUGCCAUAGCCCUCUGUUGUUUUCUUUC
Molecule: messenger RNA, 761 nt
Organism: Diospyros lotus (date-plum)
Lineage: Eukaryota; Viridiplantae; Streptophyta; Magnoliopsida; Ericales; Ebenaceae
Exons: 6
Coding region: 90-551 (153 amino acids)
Molecular function (GO): protein binding
Source: RefSeq, a predicted model, not a curated record